AUGUCUUCUAUUUCUCCAAAUGAUACUGAAGAUGAAGCCGAUGUUGUUGGAAGAGCUCUUAUUGGGAUUGUUGAUAUUGGAUCUAAUGGUAUAAGGUUCAGUAUUUCUUCAAAAGCUUCACAUCAUGCAAGAAUCAUGCCAUGUGUUUUCAAAGAUAGAGUUGGUAUAUCUUUAUUUGAUGCUCAAUAUGAUACAAAUUCUACCGAAAAAAAACCUAUACCAAAAGAUACCAUCAAUGAUGUAUGUGCUGCUAUGAAAAGAUUUAGAUUGAUUUGUGAAGAUUUCGGUGUUCAAGAAUCCGGUGUUCGAAUUGUUGCAACUGAAGCAACAAGAGAAGCUGUUAAUUCUCAAGAAUUUCGAGAUGCUAUUUAUGAUUCCACUGGGUGGGAAGUUGAACUUUUGAAUAAAGAAGAUGAAGGUAGAAUAGGAUCUUAUGGUGUGGCCUCUUCUUUUGAUUCUCUUUCCGGUUUAUUUAUGGAUCUUGGUGGUGGAUCUACUCAAAUCUCUUGGAUACAAUGUAUAAAUGGUGAAAUCACAUUAAGUUCUAAUCCAGUUUCUCUACCAUAUGGAGCAGCUGCACUUACAAGAAGAUUACAAUUUGAAGAUAAAAAAAGUCUCUAUUUUGAAAUACAAAAUGCUUAUAAAGAAGCUUUCAAAAAAAUUGAUGUUCCUCCACAACUUUUAGAAGAGGCUGAAAGAAAUAGAGGUUUUGAUUUGUAUACAUGUGGUGGUGGAUUAAGAGGUCUUGGACAUUCAUUAAUAGCAGAUAUUAAAGAGUAUCCAAUUCCAACAAUUAUCAAUGGAUUUUCAUGCUCUUUUAAUGACUUUAUUGGAAUUUCAAAUUAUUUGUUUUUAAAAGAUUCAUUACCUCAAAAGGAAUCUAUCUUUAGAGUUAGUGAACGUAGACGUUCACAAUUACCAGCUGUUGGUUUAUUAGUCUCGGCUGCAUGUGAUUCACUACCAAAGAUUAAGACCGUCCAUUUUGCUGAAGGUGGUGUUAGAGAAGGUGCAUUAUAUUCAAUGUUACCAAGAGAAAUCCGUGCACAAGAUCCAUUAAUUAUUGCAUCUAGACCAUAUGCCCCAUUAUUGGCUAAUAAGUAUUUAGAGUUGUUAAAGACUGCUUUGCCUGAGAAAUAUGUUCCAAAAGAAGUUAGAGAAAGAGUUGCCCCUGCUUUAUGUAAUUUAGCAUUUGUUCAUUGUGCAUAUCCAAAAGAAUUACAAUGUACAGCAGCUUUACAUGUUGCCACCACUGGUAUAAUUGCAGGAUCUCAUGGAUUAUCGCAUAGAACAAGAGCUUUAAUCGGGGUUGCAUUAUGUGAUCGUUGGGGUGGUGAUUUACCAGAAAGUGAAGAAAAAUUUAAGACAUCAUUAUGUGAUCUUGUUAAAAGAGAUGGUAACAAAAUUGAGAUGGAACGUAUUGUUUGGUGGACUAAAUAUUGUGGUACAAUCAUGUAUGUUAUAUGUGGUGUCCAUCCAGGAGGUAAUAUUAGAGAUGGUGCAUUUAAUUUCAAGAUUGUUAAUGGUGAUAUGGAAGUUAAAGAUGAAGAUGAAAAAAGAAAAUUUGAUGUUAUUGUGGAGAUUUCUAAUGAUGAUAUCAAGACAAGUGCAAGUGUUCGUGGAAGAAUAUUGACAUUACAGAAAAAAGUUCGUAAACUAUCAAGAGGCAGUUCGGAAAAAGUUAAGAUUGGUGUUCAAAUCUAUGAAUAA
Messenger RNA from Hansenula anomala, 1707 nucleotides. RefSeq names its product Rtg2p (gene RTG2). The record is from RefSeq and is a predicted model, not a curated record. Gene Ontology annotation, biological process: regulation of transcription by RNA polymerase II. The coding region runs from base 1 to 1707 and encodes 568 amino acids. Lineage: Eukaryota; Fungi; Ascomycota; Saccharomycetes; Phaffomycetales; Wickerhamomycetaceae. The transcript has a single exon.